Messenger RNA from Ambispora leptoticha, 1912 nucleotides. The record is from the annotation of a GenBank genome assembly. Lineage: Eukaryota; Fungi; Glomeromycota; Glomeromycetes; Archaeosporales; Ambisporaceae.
AUGACCAGUAAAACUGAGCGUCAAACGUUGCCUACUACUGUGAAACCGUUUCAUUAUGACGUAACUUUGACCCCUAAUUUGAAAGACUUUACCUUUAAAGGAAGCGAAGCUAUACACCUAAAUAUCAAUAACAAUACAAAGCAAAUCACGUUAAAUGUUCAUCAAAUUGAAGUUCAAGUUGCUAAACUUGAUAGUACCGAUGCAUCAGAUAUAAUUUAUGAUAAUGAAAAACAGACUGUGACUUUUACUUUUCCGAGUGAAGUGCAAGCCGGCACAUCAGCUGUUUUGCACAUCGAUUUUACAGGAAUUCUAAAUGAUAAGAUGUGUGGCUUUUAUCGUAGUUCUUACACCGAUGCUGCAGGGAAUCAAAAAUAUUUAGCUACCACCCAAUUCGAGCCUACUGAUGCCCGUCGUGCUUUUCCUUGUUGGGAUGAACCAGCAAUCAAAGCUACUUUUGAUAUUACUUUGAUCGUCCCAUCCGAUCUUGUGGCUUUGAGUAAUAUGAAUGUGGUUUCUGAAAAACCAGUCGAAAAUAACAAGAAAGAAGUGAAAUUCGCAAAGACGCCGAUUAUGAGUACUUAUCUCGUGGCAUUCAUUGUUGGAGAUUUAGCUUAUAUUGAGAAAUAUACAUCUGGUGAACAUAAUAAAGAAAAAGUCCUCAUCCGAGUUUACGCAAUUAAUGGGUCAGAAAAUCAAGGAGAAUUCGCGUUGGAUGUUGCAACUAAAACACUUGAACAUUAUUCUCGAAUCUUUAAAAUUCCAUAUCCCUUACCGAAAUUAGAUAUGGUAGCAAUUCCUGAUUUUGAAGCAGGUGCUAUGGAGAAUUGGGGUCUCGUCACGUAUCGUACUGCCGCAAUUCUUUUCGACCCGAAAGCAUCUGAUGCGCGAUUUAUGCAAAAGGUGGCCUAUACUGUGGCCCACGAAUUGGCUCAUCAAUGGUUUGGAAAUCUCGUCACUAUGGAAUGGUGGGAUCAUCUCUGGCUUAACGAAGGAUUUGCUACUUGGGUUGGUUACUUGGCGAUUGAUGAAAUUUUUCCAGAUUGGGAUAUUUGGACACAAUUUGUAGUUGAGGGUUUUCAACAAGGUCUCAAACUCGAUUCCCUUCGUUCAUCUCAUCCUAUUGAAGUUCCUGUAAAUGAUCCCAGUGAAAUACAUCAAAUUUUCGAUGCUAUAAGUUAUUUUAAGGGUGCUUCUGUUAUUCGAAUGUUAAGUUCUUAUCUUGGUGUAGAGGUUCUCUUAGCUGGUGUACGAAGAUAUUUGAAUGCUCACUUGUAUGGAAAUGCGAGCACAGAUGAUUUAUGGGAGAAUUUAUCGCAAGAAAGUGGACACGAUGUUGGUAAUUUUAUGACUGGAUGGACUAGAAAAGUUGGGUAUCCAGUGCUCAAUGUUACUGAACCUCGGCCGCAUACUAUACACGUCAAACAAACUCGAUUUCUUUCUACCGGCGAUGUUACCGCAGAAGAUGAUAAUCAUAUCUGGUGGAUACCCCUCGGAAUUAAUACAGGAAAAUCUACGCCUGCUAAUAUCAAAUCUCAAGUACUUACAGCAAAGGAAGCUGACUUGACAUUACCAGAAACCGGGGGAGAUUUCUUCAAGUUGAAUACAUAUGAAGUUGGAGUAUUUCGAGUCAAUUACACACCUGAACGAUUAAAAAAAUUGGGAAAAUCCGUCAAGAAUGGCGAGUUAGCUAAUACAAGUGAUCGUGUGGGUGUAGUUGCCGAUGCAGGUGCAUUAGCAGUGAGUGGAUAUGGAAAGACCAGUGGACUCUUGAGCUUAGUGAAUGAAUUCGAAAACGAGGAUAACUACAUUGUGUGGGUCGAAAUUAAUACUCGUAUUGCGGAUAUUGUCUCCGUAUGGUUUGAGCAGCCCGAUCCUAUUUACCAAGGACUCUUGGCAUUCCGACGAAAAUUAU